GAUCGAAGCAAUCUACAGGCUCUGGAGGGUGUCAACUACUUUACAGGACUACGAUUUGCGUCAUUUGUGAACAUUCGCAAUGUUUUUUAUAUCAGGAUACAGAAUAAUAUCAGCUGGAAAUUUUGCCAACAUUAUUUUUCCACUGGCCAGAAGAACUAGGCCGACGCCAUUGGAUUUGGGUUAUCUCCGACAGGUCAAUGUACAUCAAAUUCGUUCAAAAGUUCUUAUAAGACGCACCAGGGAAGACGACAUGCAGCAAGUUAGUGACCUAACUGUUGAUGUACAUUGGGACUAUUCAGUAGAGUAUCUAGAAUCUCUGCGUCAGGCGAAUCCAACAGGAUUUUACGUAGCUGAAAAAGAAAAAGGUGUAAUAAUUGGUACUGGAUACAGUAUUAUCCACUCCAAUGAUUUUGCUUUUGUCGGGAUAUCUAUAACUAAAUCUGAGCAUAGAAGGCAGGGGAUACAGAAAAUGAUGGUGAAGACGCUACUCGAGCAUGCAGGAGAUCGUAAUGUUGGAUUGACGUCACAGGGUCAAUAUCGAAGUGAAGUGUAUUCCAAAGUUGGUUUCAGACAUUUAGAUAUCAAUUUUGAGACAAUGUUGUUACGUGGGAAAGUCGACCAUUCAAUAGUAUCCCUGGAUAAUAAUGUAACUAUUGAUAUUGUGCCAUUUCGAGAAGUUUCAUUCAAUAAUUUAUUGCAACGUGGUUCCCAUGAAAUCGUAGGUUAUGGGGCCGUCUAUAAAAUGUUACCCGGUGAGUUUUCCAUAAUUCCCCUAUGUGGGGACGAUGGUAACAUUGCCAACGCGUUGUUCCAGGCAUUGUAUUGCUCUAUUCCGGAUAAGUCGAACCUUCGAGGACAUUUCGUUUGUAACAACCCCAAGGCAUUGCAGCUGGCCGCUACAUAUGGUUUACAAGAAAAUCUCAUGACCCUCAGAAGACAGUAUACCUUGAAAACUAUGUCAUUUUCACUGACACGGGUUCUUAUAAGAUGCGUCAGGCAAGAAGACAUGCAGCAAGUUAGUGAUCUAACUGUUAAUGAACAUUGGGACUUUUCAGUAGAGUAUCUAGAAUCUCUGCGUCAGGCAAAUCCAACAGGAUUUUACGUAGCUGAAAAAGAAAAAGGUGUAAUAAUUGGUAGUGGAUAUAGUAUCAUCCACUCCAAUGAUUUUGCUUUUUUCGGGCUAUCUAUAACUAAAUCUGGGCAUAGAAGGCAGGGAAUACAGAAAAAAGAUGUUGGAGACGAUACUCGAGCAUGCAGGAGACCUUCACAUGUUCUUAUAAGAUGCGCCAGGCACGAAGACAUGCAGCAAGUUAGUGAUCUAACCAUUGAUGAACAUUGGGACUUUUCAGUAGAGUAUCUAGAAUCUCUGCGUCAGGCAAAUCCAACAGGAUUUUACGUAGCUGAAAAAGAAAAAGGUGUAAUAAUUGGUGCUGGAUAUAGUCUUAUCCACUCCAGUGAUUUUGCUUUUUUCGGGCUAUCUAUAACUAAACCUGAGUAUAGAAGGCAGGGGAUACAGAAAAAGAUGUUGAGGACGAUACUCGAGCAUGCAGGGGACCGUAACGUUGGAUUAACGUCACAGGAUCAACAUCGAAGUGAAGUGUAUUCGAAAGAGUACAUUCACAAAUUAGAACCAGGCAUCAUUCAAGAGACAUCCAGUCCUAUGCCUUACAGAUUGUGUCAAGAACCAUGUCAAAUACUUAGUUGGCAAGAUUUAUCUCCUGAUGUGAAUCAGGUUCAAAAUAAGGCUGAUGUUCAAGGAAAGAUAGAGAAGGAGAAGAAUGCAAUGAGGUUAAAGAGAAAAAAUAUAGAUCAAUUAGAGAGGGAGAAGAAUGCAAUGAGAUUACAGAGAAAAAAUAUAGAUCAAUUCGAGAAGGAGAAGAAUGCAAUGAGAUUAAAGAGCAAAAAUAUAGAUCAAUUAGAGAAGGAGAAGAAUGCAAUGAGAAUAAAGAGCAAAAAUAUAGAUGAAUUAGAGAAGGAGAAGAAUGUAAUGAGAUUAAAGAGAAAAAAUAUAGAUCAAUUAGAGAGGGAGAAGAAUGCAGUGAGAUUAAAGAGAAAAAAUAUAGAUCAAUUAGAGAAGGAGGAGAAUGCAAUGAGGUUAAAGAGAAAAAAUAUAGAUCAAUUAGAAAAUGAGAAGAAUGCAAUAAGGUUAAAAAGAAAAAAUAUAGAUCAAUUAGAGAGAGAGAAGAAUGCAAUGAGAUGA
Messenger RNA from Saccoglossus kowalevskii, 2200 nucleotides. RefSeq lists its product as uncharacterized. NCBI's taxonomy places the organism in Eukaryota, Metazoa, Hemichordata, Enteropneusta, Harrimaniidae. The record is from RefSeq and is a predicted model, not a curated record.